CCAGCCGGCACGCUGCGGAUCUGCCUGCUACCUGCUACUCGCUACCUGUUGCCCGCAGCCAUGGUUACUGUCGUCGCCGCACUCCGCCGUGCCGUGCUGGCCGUGGCGCUGCUGUGGCUGGUGUCGGUAGCGUAUGCCGCCCCCGCUCCCGGCCCUGCAGCCAAGGGCGACCUGCAGACGGACAGCUCAUACGGCUUCGGCUACUACGGGUAUCCCGGUUUCUAUGGUUACGGAUACGGCUUUCCCUACCGAUACGGAUACGGAUACGGUUACGGAUACGGCUUCCCCUACUACGGUGGUUACUACGGAUUUUAUGGACAUCCCUUCUUCUAAUGGUCCUGACUUCAAGUUGGUGUCAUUCCAAGCAGCGAGUGUCUCGUAUGCACGGCACGUGUCAAAUAAAUUAAUGUAAAUCUACAACAAUGUACAAACGUAUUUAUAAUUAAAAAUCUCUUAAGUAAUGUCA
Messenger RNA from Schistocerca gregaria, 466 nucleotides. Its product is annotated as cuticle protein 6.4-like. Lineage: Eukaryota; Metazoa; Arthropoda; Insecta; Orthoptera; Acrididae. The record is from RefSeq and is a predicted model, not a curated record. Bases 61 to 333 code for a protein of 90 amino acids. The transcript has 3 exons.